Messenger RNA from Oncorhynchus tshawytscha (Chinook salmon), 2696 nucleotides. Its product is annotated as solute carrier family 27 member 4. The transcript has 13 exons. Bases 383 to 2320 code for a protein of 645 amino acids. Gene Ontology annotation, molecular function: long-chain fatty acid-CoA ligase activity; long-chain fatty acid transmembrane transporter activity. The record is from RefSeq and is a predicted model, not a curated record. Gene Ontology annotation, biological process: long-chain fatty acid import into cell; medium-chain fatty acid transport; response to nutrient. NCBI's taxonomy places the organism in Eukaryota, Metazoa, Chordata, Actinopteri, Salmoniformes, Salmonidae. Gene Ontology annotation, cellular component: plasma membrane; endoplasmic reticulum membrane; microvillus.
ACGAAGGGGGCAGGCUCAACUAAGAAAAUUAUAGUCAUUUGAAUUACUGUAGCGAGAGAGCUCAUGGCUACAAUAAAGCUGAAGAAAAAAAAUGAUACUGACGAUAUGAAUUAGCUGAUGAUUUAGAUGGGGGAAAAGUCGAACCAAGGAGGCAGGCGAAUUUGAUAUAAUCCUACGGGAGGAAGGGCAGUUCGCUGAAACCCUGGUGUGUGUGCUGUGUGUGUGUGUGUUGGGUGUGUGUGUGUUCCAACGCACAAGUAAAAGCCAGAGAGCGGUGGAAGGCUUUGCUAAGCCGAUCAAGGCGGAAUUGUAGACUACAAAACGGGUUCCACGUCCGGUGUAAUACGCACAUUAUUGUGAUUGUGGGGGACGUGAAACAAGGAUGAUGCGCCUGGCCUGCUGCACUGUCCUGCUCUUCGUGCUCCGUCUCCUGGUGGGCCUGCCCUGGUUCCAAGUCCUCCCCUCCAUCCUCAUCUUCUACCUGGGCUCUGGAGGUUGGAAGUUCAUACACAUUUUUGCCAAGACCAUCGGCAGAGACAUACAUGCAGCGGGCGUCCUCAUCAAGGUGAAAUGGAACGUCAAGCGUCACCUGCGGGAACGAAAUACCCUCCCGAAGAUCUUCGCAGAGACCGUGCGUCGCCAUGGGGACAAGACAGCGCUCAUCUUUGAAGGCACCGGCGAGAAGUGGUCCUUCCGGCAGCUGGACGAGUACUCCAACCGCGUGGCCAACCUGCUGCUCCAGAGGGGCUUCGUGGAAGGGGAUGUGGUGGCUCUCUUCAUGGAGAGCCGAUCCCAGUACGUGGGCCUCUGGCUGGGCAUGGCCAAGAUUGGUGUGGAGGCGGCCCUGAUCAACUUCAACCUGAGGCUGGAGGCCUUGGUGCACUGUGUCACCAUUUCCAACGCCAAGGCUGUGGUGUUUGGCAGCGAGCUGACUAAGGCCAUGUGUGAGGUACACAGUUCCAUGGGGAAGACAGUGCAGAUGCUGUGUUCAGGGGACUGGGACCCCAAACAGGUUCCUGUGGGGACAGAGUGCCUGGAGCCUCUUCUGGAUGCUGCCCCCAUCCACCUGCCCAGCCGCCCAGACCGCUGCUUCACAGAUCGUCUGUUCUACAUCUACACAUCUGGGACUACUGGGAUGCCCAAAGCUGCCAUUGUGGUUCACAGCAGGUACUACCGCAUGGCAGCGUUGGUAUACUAUGGCUUCGGGAUGACGUCUGAUGACGUGAUGUACGAUUGCCUUCCACUCUACCACUCUGCAGGUAACAUAGUCGGAGUGGGGCAGUGCCUGAUCCAUGGCAUGACAGUGGUCAUCAAGAAGAAGUUCUCUGCCUCCCGGUUCUGGGAUGACUGUGCCAAGUACAACUGCACGAUUGUCCAGUACAUCGGGGAGAUCUGCCGGUACCUGUUGAACCAGCCAGUAAAGGACAUAGAGCGGCAACACCGGGUCCGCAUGGCGCUGGGUAACGGCCUGCGCCAGUCAAUCUGGGAGGAGUUCACCUCUCGCUUCAACGUGCCACAGAUAGCAGAGUUCUAUGGCGCCACAGAGUGCAACUGCAGCCUAGGCAACUUCGGCAACGGCAACAUGACGGGAGCGUGCGGGUUCAACAGCCAGAUCCUCCCCUUCAUCUACCCCAUCAGACUGGUGAAGGUGGACGAAGAGACUAUGGAGCUCACUAGAGGGCCCGAUGGAGUCUGCAUCCCAUGCAAGCCUGGUGAGCCCGGCCAGUUGGUGGGUAGGAUAAUUCAGAAUGAUCCCCUGAGAAGGUUUGAUGGCUACGUGAAUGAAGGAGCCACCACCAAGAAGAUCGCUAACAAUGUCUUCAAGAAGGGAGACAGUGCCUAUCUGUCAGGCGAUGUCCUCAUCAUGGACCAGUAUGGCUACAUGUACUUUAAGGACCGUACUGGGGACACGUUCCGCUGGAAGGGAGAGAACGUGUCGACCACGGAAGUGGAGGGGACGUUGAGUCGUCUAUUGGACAUGAAGGACGUGGUGGUCUACGGAGUCGAGGUCCCAGGAGCCGAGGGGAAGGCUGGGAUGGCUGCCGUAGCAGAUCCAGAGAGGUCUACAGACCUGGAAAAGUUUGGGAAGGAUCUGGAGAAAGCCCUGCCGCCAUACGCACGACCCGUCUUCCUACGCUUCCUCAACGAGGUCAACAAGACAGGCACCUAUAAGUUCCAGAAGACAGAGAUGCGGCGGGAGGGUUUUGACCCAAGCAUCACGUCAAACAAACUGUACUUCCUUGACCCCAGCAGGGGGCGCUAUGUGGAGCUGCACCAGGAGCUCUACAGCAGCAUCAUCUCAGGGAAGCAGAAACUGUAAAUGUGACAUCUGAUCUGGUCACUCUUUGCCCCCCCCCCCAGCCAAUAUCCCUAAACCAUCCCUAUCCACCUCACACACACACAGAAACACCCCUAUACCUGAAGUCACUCUCCCUCCCCCAGAAAAACUCUAACUCCCACAACCCCCUAUCUGCUCUCUCUAAGCCCACGCCCCUCGUUACCUCAGCAACCAGAAAGGGGCAGCUGGGUCUCAUCUGGAACACAUGACAAGCCAAUCUGACACCCUACCCCAUGAUACACCUAGAGCGACCUUUGCCCUUUGACCCCUGAGGCACUUCCCCCGACCCUUCACACCCCCCACCCCAGAGCUUCACCUGACCAGGACCAAGAGGAGCGCCCGCUGGAAGGACACAACU